Messenger RNA from Lolium perenne, 1127 nucleotides. RefSeq lists its product as uncharacterized. Gene Ontology annotation, molecular function: calcium ion binding. Lineage: Eukaryota; Viridiplantae; Streptophyta; Magnoliopsida; Poales; Poaceae. The record is from RefSeq and is a predicted model, not a curated record.
AACCGGUUCCAACCACAAUCCACAACGCCAACGCCGAAAUUAACCGCCGCGAUCCAUGGCGGUCAGGUCCCCAUCCUCACCUUGGCACCGUGGCUCCUAAAUGGGCGGUCACCUCGGGCGGGCGGGCGGCGUUGCUGUUGUCCAGCGAUCUUGACGAGAUCACGCCAUCGACGCCACCGAUCGGCUCUCGAUAAACAACUCUCGCAAUCCCCUCGUUUCCUCCCACUGCUCGGUACCCGCGACUAGGGAAGGAAGGAAGGGCGUUGUUGUUGGAGGCGACGACCGAUCGGCGAUCGAUCGAUCGCGGCGGCCAUGGGGAACGCGUCGUCGAUGCUCACGCAGUACGACAUCGAGGAGGUGCAGGAGCACUGCGGCUACCUAUUCUCGCAGCAGGAGAUCGUGUCCCUCUACGAGCGCUUCUGCCAGCUCGACCGCAGCGCCAAGGGCUUCGUCUCCGAGGACGAGUUCCUCUCCAUCCCCGAGUUCUCAACAAACCCGCUCUCGCAGAGGUUGCUACGCAUGGUUGAUGGAUUGAACUUCAAGGAUUUCGUUUCCUUUCUCUCUACCUUCAGCGCAAGGGCCAGCCUUCAGCAGAAGAUUGAGUUGAUAUUUAAGGUGUAUGAUAUUGAUGGCAAGGGGAAGGUAACCUUCAAGGACCUGGUAGAGGUUUUACGGGACCUGACAGGGUCAUCCAUGUCUGAACAACAAAGAGAGAAAGUAUUAACAAAGGUAUUGGAAGAAGCCGGGUAUGAAAGGGAUUGCACGCUAUCAUUAGAAGAUUUUAUGACGAUCAUCGACCAUCCUGGUCUGAAGAUGGAAGUGGAGGUACCGAUCGACUAAUGCGCAGCGCAAGCAGAUUUCAGCAGACGAGAUACAGGCUGUGUCUGGCUAUGUCUUCCGAAAAGAAAUUGUUCAUAGCCAAUAGAGCUCUAAACAGAAGAGAGUGGACACUCACUGUUGCUUUCUUGUUUAUUUGUCCACAUGCCUGAAUCUUAGUAGUUCGUUACAAUGCAGUGUUAGUGUAGUCUUAUAUCUGUCUGUUAUGAGGGAACUGAUGCAGUGUCCAUAAUAGUGAAACCUUGUUGCAAUUCCAGUGAUUUACUCACAUUACGCAUUAUCAAAGAUCA